AUGUGCUCGCGUUCGCCGAGUUUUCGACAGCCGCCCUCUGCAGUCGUAACGUACGCACCGGUCGAGCUCGAGUGCGGUCCACCGGUGACCAGAGAGUGUCCAUCGUCUCGCGAUCUCCGCAACAGUAAUAUUAUCAUCGUCAUCUCGCUGGCAAAAGGUGUUUUUUUUUAUUUAUUUUUCGUCCGUUCCGUGGCACGUCGUUCGCCCGUCGUAGAAAACGGUUCCGCGAGUUUCCGAUGGAGGAGUUAUUGUUCAACGAGAUUUGAACUUUUGUUCGAAACUAUAUAA
Macrosiphum euphorbiae (potato aphid) is the source of this 288-nucleotide messenger RNA. The record is from the annotation of a GenBank genome assembly. Lineage: Eukaryota; Metazoa; Arthropoda; Insecta; Hemiptera; Aphididae.